Chionomys nivalis (European snow vole) is the source of this 2231-nucleotide messenger RNA. It is a transcript of the gene Col13a1, whose product is annotated as collagen type XIII alpha 1 chain. The transcript has 38 exons. Bases 54 to 1826 code for a protein of 590 amino acids. The record is from RefSeq and is a predicted model, not a curated record. Lineage: Eukaryota; Metazoa; Chordata; Mammalia; Rodentia; Cricetidae.
CUCCUGGCCCCACGGGAAGACCUGGACUCCCUGGGGACAAGGGUGCCAUCGGGAUGCCUGGACGUGUGGGUGUCAAAGGUCAACCAGGCGAGAAGGGUGCCCCUGGAGAUGCGGGGAUGUCCAUCAUCGGGCCUCGAGGCCCCCCUGGUCAGCCAGGCACUCGCGGCUUCCCUGGAUUUCCGGGUCCCAUUGGUCUUGACGGCAAGCCGGGCCACCCUGGACCUAAAGGGGAGACGGGCCUGGUGGGUCCCCGAGGACAACCGGGCCCUCAGGGACAAAAGGGAGAAAAGGGUCAGUGUGACGAGUACCCACACCGGGAGCACCCAGGCGGCGUCCUGGCAGCUCUGCGCUCCAACCCGAUAAUUGCCCUAAAGGGGGAACAAGGCCAGGCUGGCAUCCAAGGCCCUCCAGGGCCACCAGGCCCCCCAGGACCAAGUGGCCCUCUGGGACACCCAGGACUGCCAGGGCCUAUAGGACCACCUGGUUUACCUGGGCCUCCUGGAGCAAAGGGAGAUCCAGGGAUCCAGGGCUACCAUGGCCGCAAGGGAGAACGGGGCAUGCCAGGAAUGCCCGGCAAGCAUGGAGCCAAGGGGGCUCCUGGGAUCGCCGUGGCCGGGAUGAAGGGCGAGCCUGGGACUCCAGGAGCCAAGGGAGAAAAAGGUGAUGCAGGCAAUGCCAUUGGAGGAGGCAGAGGGGAGCCUGGCCCCCCAGGGCUCCCUGGGCCCCCUGGGCCAAAGGGAGAAGCUGGUGUGGAUGGCCAGGCUGGACCCCCAGGACAACAAGGAGACAAGGGGCAGCCAGGAGCAGCUGGGGUGCAGGGACCAGCUGGCCCUAAGGGCGCCAAGGGUGAACCUGGGAAGGGAGAGAUGGUGGAUUACAAUGGAAACAUCAACGAGGCGCUUCAGGAGAUCAGGACACUGGCCUUGAUGGGUCCUCCUGGUCUUCCUGGACAAACAGGCCCACCUGGACCUCCAGGGAGUCCAGGUCAAAGGGGGGAGAUUGGACUGCCAGGCCCUCCAGGACAUGAUGGGGACAAGGGACCUCGAGGGAAACCAGGAGAUAUGGGGCCGGCUGGCCCUCAAGGGCCCCCAGGAAAGGAUGGGCCUCCAGGAAUGAAGGGAGAGACCGGACCCCCAGGGAGCCCUGGGGAGAAAGGGGAGACAGGACAAGCAGGCCCUCAGGGUCUAGACGGCCCAACUGGGGAGAAAGGAGAACCAGGUGACGAAGGGAGGCCCGGAGCGACAGGAUUACCUGGGCCCAUCGGGCUCCCAGGAUUCACAGGAGAGAAAGGAGAAGCUGGGGAGAAAGGUGACCCAGGAGCAGAGGUUCCGGGGCCACCAGGGCCAGAGGGGCCUCCAGGACCUCCCGGCCUCCAAGGUGUUCCUGGACCAAAGGGAGAAGCAGGCCUAGAUGGCUCCAAAGGAGAGAAGGGUUCCCAGGGAGAAAAAGGAGACCGGGGGCCUCUGGGAUUGCCUGGUACUCCAGGACCAAUUGGGGUUCCAGGCCCAGCUGGACCAAAGGGUGAGAGGGGCAGCAAAGGAGACCCAGGGAUGACAGGACCAAUGGGAGCAGCAGGGCUUCCUGGUUUACACGGACCACCCGGGGACAAAGGAAACCGGGGGGAGAGGGGGAAGAAAGGCUCUAGAGGGCCUAAAGGGGAUAAAGGGGACCAAGGAGCGCCUGGACUAGAUGCCCCGUGCCCGCUGGGCCACCGAGGUUUUAAAGGAGAGAAAGGGGAGCCGGGGCUACCAGGGCUGGACGGACUGGAUGCCCCAUGCCCACUGGGAGAAGAUGGCUUACCAGUCCAAGGCUGCUGGAACAAGUGACGCCUCUAACCUCGGAUUGGCCUGUGUGUGUUUGUACAUAGGAUAUUUAUUUUUAUACAGUUUUCACUUUUUGAAAAUGCCCAAAGUAUGAUGCAUCUUACAGAUCAUUGAAAAAGAAAGAGGAAAGCCUGCAUAUUUUGUACAGAAAGCAACCCUUCCCCUUUUGUUUACAAGACGUUUUUGUAUAAAUCUGUUUCUAAUACACUUCCUGUCUGUGAGUCUGCUCCUAAUGUUGCAUGAUAUUUGUGCACACUUAUUAAAUAUCACAGCUUAAUAAGUUAUUGUGUUCCAGCACCAAAGAGGGCCGCCAGCACAGAGGUGCUGCAAGCUUACGUGUGAAUUCACAGAAAUGUGGAGAUACUUGGCGUUUGCCAGACUAGAUGUAUCUGACAGUAUUUUACACUU